Messenger RNA from Lecanosticta acicola, 850 nucleotides. NCBI's taxonomy places the organism in Eukaryota, Fungi, Ascomycota, Dothideomycetes, Mycosphaerellales, Mycosphaerellaceae. The record is from the annotation of a GenBank genome assembly.
AUGGCCUUCCGUGGACGCGGCGGUGGCGGCGGCGGCGGCCCAACUCUGCCAUUCGACAUCGAUACCGCGCUGCAGGACGAGGUCGCAGCAUACAGCAAUAACAAUGAUAACGACGACUUUACCAAAAUGCUGUAUCCAGACAUCAAAGUACGUUGAUUUGCGGAGGCUGUCGCCGCUGACAUGUGAAAGCGCGCUAAGAAAUAACUUUUCUGCUGAAGGGAGGAGUGCGCCUGGCGCCGUUAGUCACUGAACAGGAGAGGGAGCUCAUCAACAUCUAUCGCGAGCACAACGCCGCCAUGCGGAACGGCCCUCUGUUCGUCGACGAACCCAAGACUGGCAAGCGCGACGCGGCGGAGUACAACGCGUUUGAGGAAGUUCAGAGCUACGGGAACAAGAAGGUCAAGCGUGGCGAUGGUCUGCCGAAUCUGAAGAAAGUCCCCAUUGGUAGGUUUCUUCGACUUGAAUGGCGCAGGCUGGCGCACAGCGGCUAAGACACACUCCAGUCAAGGACGCGCUGCCCAGGGAACUUUGGGAUCUCGUGAGCGAUGGCGAAGAAGACGAAGAAGGGGGCAAGUCGACCAAGAAGAACCUGGAUUUCCUGCGGAAGAAGCGGCUCGAUAAGCUGGCGCAGUUCGACGAUGGCGCGGAUGUGGAGCGCACGGCCGAUAACGACGACGACGAGGGCGAAGAGCAGGCCGACGAGGAAGAUCAGGUGGAACUUCCGGAGGAUGAUGAUUUCUCGGAAGAUGACGAUGAUCUCGGCAAUGACUAUAAUGCCGAGAAGUACUUUGACGAUGGCGAUGGUGGUGAUGACGACGGCGACGAUGCAGGCGGUGAUGAUGCGUGGUAG